ACCCUAUCCCGCUUUAGGCUUCAGAAGAGAAGGGAUUUAACCGACCGCCGCUUCCAGGCAGCUGAAUUCAGUUUAGCUGCUCAGUUGCCCGGCGGCGGCGGCGGCAGAAGAAAGCGGAGGGAGAAAAAAAGUACGAGAAGGCAACGACUCGCCAUCGCAGCUCCCCGGUCAAUUGCGGGCAGUGCUCUCGGGUCGCAGAGCCGCCGGAGGCAUGGAUGUAGCGGUGGACUUGUACGUGGCAGUCCCGCUGCUUUUCACGGUCCUGGCUGUUAUUCUAGCGUCGGUCUUUGUCAAGCUGAGGUCCUCGGAAGAGGACAAAGCUACGGAGCCAGCAGCAGCAGCAGCAGCAGUAAAAGAAGAAGGGGAGGCCAAGGCGAGCUCUGCUGCGGUAGACCGGACGGACGGCCAAGGCCUCCAGAAGGACGGUAGGGAAUCGGAGGCGGCCGCAGCGGAAUCUCGGAAGGAGAAAGGAGAGGAGGAGGAGGAGGCGGUAAUAAGCAGAGAAGCUGGAAGGGACGCCGUGGAGGAAAUAGGGGCCGAAGAGGGGACGAACGGAGAAAAGGAAGAAGAGCUUCGGGAGAAGGGCAAAGGGGAGGAGGAGGUCGAGGACGAAGCUGCCCCGCAGGCGUUGAAAGCAGAACAGCGGAGUCACGUUCAAGAAGAGCGGAAGGUGUCCGGUCAGGCGGAGAGGGACGCGGUCGCCGCUGCUCCGGUGGCUUUAGAAGAGCAGGAGGAGGAAGAAGAGGACGAUGACGACGAAGACGAGGAGGAGGUGAGCAAGGAGGAAGAUCAAGAAUCAGAAAAUGAGAAGCUAGUGGUAAAGGAACCUGAAGAUGCAGAUGAAAAGUUCCCCUUUAAAUAUAGUCCUGGCAAACUGAGAGGAAACCAGUAUAAAACAAUGAUGACCAAAGACGAACUUGAAGAGGAACAAAGGAUUGAGCUGACCUCUGACCUCACCUCCCUCUAGCAAGUACCUUAGGUCCUCGGCCACAAACAUUUCUUGCAAAUCUUUUUGAACUGAAGACUAUAUGAAGUUAUCCUUAGACUCUUCCUAAGACUUAUCUUUUGGCAUUUUAUGAGGAAAAAUAAAAGGGCCAAACCCCAAACACAACCGAAAAGUAUCCCUCAAAAUAUAAGACUUUCUGUUUGGCUGAAGCCGAGUUCCUCAGAUUCAUUCCUUGUAAUAUCAAGAUUGGAACAAGUUGGGGUGUCUGGUCUGGAGAAUUAUAUGGCUAGAGAAAAUAACAGACUACAUUGUGAGGGUUCUGUUCUUGGAUGUAAAGUAACACCUCUGGGGGAAUAAAACAAGCAGAUUUUGUUGUGUUCGGUACUCCAUAUCUGCAGCCUCCCCCAAACAAAAGAAAAAGAAAAAAAGAUUAACUAGAUAACCUGGACAACAGUGAUCAGUUAUUGUACAAUGGACCUGUUUUCUGUCUGGAUGGUAGAACAAGCUAGAGUUGACCCCUUUUCACCUCUCUGUCCUGGACCAAAAAACCUUCUAGAUAAAUUUGAAGACAGAGCUGUAAUAUAUUAACUCUUCUGAAGGUUCCUUCCACCCACAGAUGGAAGGCUGGUUGCAUGAUACAGACUCUGGCCUCUUGGAAAUGAAACAGUAUUUCAUCUUGGACAGAAGGAAGUCCUGAGAAACAAUAAAGAUUUACCCUAUAAUCCUAUAUCAUAUACACAUAAGUUUAGAAGUUUGUCCUACUGAAUUUAGUGGGGUAUACUCCUAAAUAAGAGUAUAGGAGUGCAGUCUUAGUAUAAUAAUUUGUGACUAAUUUUAAUUACAAUGAUUAAAAGCACUUCAUUUGCUAAUUCUUUUGUUUACUUGACAUUUCAAGCCUGUUCCCAAGAAUGGAAUCUGAAAAUGUGAGCUAUGGAUUGUAAAAUGCCCCUUUGGUUACCAAUUUUACAUUUCCUAAACAAGAUUAAAGAUACAUCAUUUUUUUGUGUUGUGUCACUAUUCUGUCAUGACAUCAAUUUUGAUGUUUUACUGAUAAUCACUUCCUGUUUGAUAGAUUGGAUUUUUUUUUAAAUGUUGCUCUCCUAUAUUUUGAGGGAAAGCUUCAUAAUCCAUUCCCAGUUACUUUCUGAAACAAAAUCGUAAUUAUUUGGAAAUACUUGAAAUUAUUUAGUCAAUCAUUCUUUGGGACACAUAGGUUUAAGAACUGUUUUCCUCUAGACUAAUUCCCUCUCCCCCCUCCCCAGGCUUAUUUAAGGAACAGUAGGAAGCUUUGACAUAAUUAUUUUUUAAAUGGUAAGCUUCCAUUUCUAUAUCUUUUUUCACUAAUAUAGUAUAGUUUGCAACCCAAUCUCAUUCAUAUAAGGACACUCUGCUUUGAGAUAUUUGUUAGCAACCACUUCGCCUCCAAUUCACAUUGAUAGACUCCGUGUUCAAAACACCAUUAACUAUGCAAAGAAUGCCUUAUAUACAAUAUAAUCUUUCAGUAUGCAGCAAUACAUAUAUAAGGAAAAAGCCUACUGGCAAUGAGCAAAGCUAUCUCUUCAACAAUGACAAAUAAUGCUGUCUGAGUUGGGGGGGGGGUUGUUUUUUGUUUUUUUUUCUAAAUAUGAAGGUAGAUCUUGUAUAAAGGAUUAUAUAAUUUCUAGCAGUUUCAAAAUGUAUAUUGCCAUUUUUCAGUUCAAUAAACAUUUAAAUAGUU
Messenger RNA from Crotalus tigris (Tiger rattlesnake), 2663 nucleotides. RefSeq names its product matrix remodeling associated 7 (gene MXRA7). The transcript has 5 exons. The coding region runs from base 212 to 967 and encodes 251 amino acids. NCBI's taxonomy places the organism in Eukaryota, Metazoa, Chordata, Lepidosauria, Squamata, Viperidae. The record is from RefSeq and is a predicted model, not a curated record.